AUGUCAACAUCAGAGAACACAACAACAGUUAUAGUUCAUGAAGCCAUAAAUGAAGAAUAUGAGUGGGUUCAGUAUAACAAACAGUUACGUCUCAUUCGUUCGGUCAAAGACGAUAUGUACCAAAUGCAAAGUAUUUUGAAUGCUCUUCGUUCUACAAAGCAAGCACAUCAUUGGUUUGAAAACCAACAGACAAAAGAACUUUUAGAAGAAUUUCCUCAUAUGUUUGCGACCCGAGGAAAACCGCGGGUCGAGAUUCCGUACGAAAACAGUGAAGAACAGCGAGUAGGUAAAAAACCUUAG
Trichomonas vaginalis G3 is the source of this 300-nucleotide messenger RNA. Its product is annotated as KilA, N-terminal/APSES-type HTH, DNA-binding family. Bases 1 to 300 code for a protein of 99 amino acids. The transcript has a single exon. The record is from RefSeq and is a predicted model, not a curated record. Lineage: Eukaryota; Parabasalia; Trichomonadida; Trichomonadidae.